UUUCUGACGAGCAGAUCCGCUUGAUUUUCAGGGGGGCGUGUAUUAUUUUUUAUCAUCGACAAUUCUUUUGUGGAGAAAUUUCGUCGGUCGAUUUGUAGCUCUACGAGGCCCUAAUUUGUGGAGCACCUAUUAUCACCAUGGAGGCUGUACAUACAUGAAUCAUGGUGGUAGCACGAUAGCUGGAGCUUGCACGGUUUCCAUCUCGGAACUCGCACCCGUCUUCCUCUUCUUGUUCUAGUCGGACCCGGCGCUGCUGUCUCCUCCCCCUUCCUUUAAAUAAAGGGCAUCGCUUCUGGCUCAUGGCUUCCUAGGGGGAUCCGAGGUUCCGAGCUCAUCGUUGUUAUCCAUGGACAUGGCGUCCAAUAAUGUCUGCCGCCACCUCUGUAAAGCGCGACAUGAGGAAGACAGGCUCGGCACGCUGUCCGAUGAUGUUUUGCUCUUAAUCUUGGGGAGGGUUGACCUUUUGACGGCGGCAAGGACCUGCACUCUGUCGACACGGUGGAGGAACCUGCCAUGGUUGCUCCCCGAGAUCAACCUCCAUGUCAGGGAUUUCCUGCCCGCCCCACGCGCAGAUUACCCUACCGAUCCCACUGAUUGGAUAGAUUUUUACUCUCAGAUACCAGCUCAACACAUAGAUCAGUCAAUGGCAUCCCUGGCAAGAGCUGCUAGGAGUUUCUUGCGCAUCAAACGCAGCAAUACCGUCGCAAGGAUGUCCGUUGAGAUGUACCUGGGUGGCAACUACUCACAUGACAUUGGCCUGCUGGUCCACGGCGCCAUUGACAACGGCAUGGUAAAAGAACUGAACCUCACCAUUGCGGACGACAAGGCUCCCAAUGCUUGCAAAGAUGCGGAUAUGCUUCAGAAAGCUCAGGACGUGAACAGUUUUUUCGGUACCUAUCCUAACAUGCUUCCUUGCCUCACGAGGCUCCAGCUUUAUAACCUGCAUUUUGCUGAGGGGGAUAUUCAUCACAUCUUAUUUGAUUGCUGCAAGCAGCUGCAGCACCUUAGUCUGGAUCAUUGUGAUGCCGGGAACUGUUCCGUGUGGCAGAUAAAUGCACCAAAUUCGAGUCUGAGAGUUCUCGAAAUCUACUAUUCUUGCUUGAAGAGGCUUGACUUGCUCUGCCUGCCUAAACUAGAGCAGCUCCGUUUGGACAUGUGGGUGCAUUAUGAGCCCCCCCUGCGUUUUGGUUCUGUCCCAUCCCUUAAGGAAUUAUUUCUCCUAUCUGAUGCAAAACUCGAACAACCGGAGUUUAGUUUAAGCCAGCUUCUAAAUGGUGCAACCAGCAUACAUACUCUCAAUUUAAACUUUCAAGGAGAAAAGCUUUGGAUUCAGCCAGAAAGAGAGCAACUCCGCUAUGCAUUCAAAAAACUAAGGAAGCUAUCUAUUCAUGGCAUAUAUGUUGAAUUUGACCUGUUAUUUACAAUGAAUCUCCUUGAAGCUGCUCCAACUGUUGAGAUAUUUGAUAUCGAGAUGUUUGAACAUUCAUGUGUCAAACCAUAUUGGUUAAGCGUUGGUGCUCAAAGAGUGCAACCUUCGUGGAAGAUGCCUUGUUUCACAAGCUGCAGUAAGUGGCAAUUGAGAGAGCUCCAGGUUGCAAACUUUAGUACCCUGGUGGGCCAUUAUAUGUCAUUGGUACGUGCUGUGAUGGAUCACGCACCAAAUUUGGAGACAGUUCUCUUCAAAGAAUUCAGACGAUGCAAGGAUUGUGACAAAAUGGCUGCAAUGCCUCCUCGAGUAGGAGGCAUGUUUCCAAGGGGCAAAGAUGAGCAAGAAACCAUAGUCAAACAACUUAGAGACAACAGGGUCUCGUCCUCACCGCAGAUAAUUUUCAGAAGUAUUGUUUCAACAGUUGUAUUCUGAACUUAAAUGCGGUUUUGCGUGACAAUAGAAGUUGUUAGAAUAUUGUUGUAACAUUUUCUUAAAGAAACAUAAUAUUGUGGGGAUAUUCACUUUGGCUCAUAGGAGCAUUUGCCACCCAAAUCUGAGUAGAUGAUGGGCAGUUAAGUCA
This is a messenger RNA of Lolium rigidum, 2009 nucleotides long. RefSeq lists its product as uncharacterized. Gene Ontology annotation, molecular function: protein binding. The record is from RefSeq and is a predicted model, not a curated record. The transcript has 4 exons. Lineage: Eukaryota; Viridiplantae; Streptophyta; Magnoliopsida; Poales; Poaceae. The coding region runs from base 347 to 1861 and encodes 504 amino acids.